AUGGAGAGGCAGAAACAGACGAGGAGGAAAUAUGUACCUUGUUCACGAGGAGGCAAGGUUGGCGAUAUUGCGGCAGAAUCUCAGGACCAAAUGCCUCCAUUUGCUCCACGAACGAGCCGUCGUCUAGACCAUGAAAAUGAACCUGACCAGGUGUCGCAGCCAUUCUCUCAAGAAUCCUCGGGUUCUUCGCUUGCACCGAAAUCAACUCCGGAACAGAAGAGCCGAGAAAAUUCCGUUAAAAUCUCCAAAGAACAUGGGAAUGAAUCGUCCUCCACAGAGAAUGAUACGCCAAAAGAGCCAAAGGAUAAGGUGCACAGAGAGCUAGUCGUUCCAGUGGCCAUAGGUCGUCCCGUGCUUCCCAGUGGGAGCGUCAUCAACUCUACCACAUCGCAGGCAUAA
Metarhizium robertsii ARSEF 23 is the source of this 399-nucleotide messenger RNA. RefSeq lists its product as uncharacterized. The transcript has a single exon. NCBI's taxonomy places the organism in Eukaryota, Fungi, Ascomycota, Sordariomycetes, Hypocreales, Clavicipitaceae. Bases 1 to 399 code for a protein of 132 amino acids. The record is from RefSeq and is a predicted model, not a curated record.